Syzygium oleosum is the source of this 3072-nucleotide messenger RNA. RefSeq names its product beta-galactosidase 1-like. The coding region runs from base 540 to 3071 and encodes 843 amino acids. Gene Ontology annotation, molecular function: carbohydrate binding; beta-galactosidase activity. Gene Ontology annotation, cellular component: cell wall; vacuole. The transcript is spliced from 19 exons. Gene Ontology annotation, biological process: carbohydrate metabolic process. Lineage: Eukaryota; Viridiplantae; Streptophyta; Magnoliopsida; Myrtales; Myrtaceae. The record is from RefSeq and is a predicted model, not a curated record.
UCUUACAGCCAUUAUGGCUCCUUCAACGACCAUCUGCCUUCCCCAUUCUUGAAUUUCUCCAACUUAUUGAAUUUCAUUUGUUGGGUGAAGCUCCAAGUCAGUCUCGGUGUGAGCCAGAGCAUCGAGGGUGGGACCCAAAGUCCUCGAGGUUGAACUCCCUUUCGCUUUCGAGUCCUCCAAGCUUCAGUGUUUAUAAGCAGCAAACAAGCAGCGUUUCAGCAGCAGCAGCAGCACAGGCGGAACCACACUCAUUGGUCUCUGCGAGCUCUGUUAAAGUGUGAACCUCAUGCUUUUUCCCUCUUUCAUGCCCCAUUCUCUCACAUUUUUAAAACUUUCUUUUUUCCUUCUCGACAAGAAAACAAAAGAGAGAGCGGCUCAGCAACAAGAAAUCCACAAGCACCCUGUUUUUCUUGUCCUUGCCCGUCACUGCUUGUGCUUCCUUCUCUGGUCAAGAAUAGAAUAAAGUGGGCGCAAGCAAGAAUAAGAGGAAAAGGCACUUUUUUUGAGACAAGGGUCUUCCUCUUUUUGAUCCGUUGGACAUGAGUUUGAGGGCGGCGAAUGUAAUGUGGAAUGUGGUUGUGGUGGUACUGGCUUUAUGGGUUUUUUGUGCUUCUGUGAGAGCCUCUGUGUCUUAUGAUGCUAAGGCCAUUACAAUUAAUGGGCAGAGAAGGAUCCUCAUUUCUGGGUCCAUUCACUACCCCAGAAGCACUCCUGAGAUGUGGCCGGAUCUCAUUCAGAAGGCAAAAGAAGGAGGUUUGGAUGUCGUUCAGACUUAUGUUUUCUGGAAUGGCCAUGAGCCUUCACCUGGCAAAUACAACUUUGAGGGAAACUAUGAUCUCGUGAAAUUUGUCAAGCUCGUGCAACAAGCAGGCCUUUACGUUCAUCUUAGAGUUGGACCUUAUGUCUGUGCUGAGUGGAAUUUCGGUGGGUUCCCUGUUUGGCUGAAAUACGUCCGUGGUAUUAACUUCAGAACAGAUAAUGGACCAUUCAAGUAUUACAUGCAAAAGUUCACAACAAAGAUUGUCAACAUGAUGAAAGCAGAACGGUUGUUUGAGUCGCAGGGCGGACCGAUAAUCUUGUCCCAGAUCGAGAAUGAAUAUGGACCCAUGGAGUACGAAAUUGGUGCACCUGGUCGAGCUUACACCAAAUGGGCAGCCGAAAUGGCAGUGGGUCUAGGCACUGGUGUCCCGUGGGUCAUGUGCAAGCAAGAUGAUGCCCCUGAUCCUAUUAUCAACACUUGCAACGGCUUCUACUGUGACUAUUUUUCUCCCAACAAGGCUUAUAAGCCCAAGAUGUGGACAGAAGCAUGGACAGGCUGGUACACAGAGUUUGGAGGUCCAGUUCCUAACCGUCCAGUUGAAGAUCUGGCCUUCUCAGUUGCGAGAUUUAUACAGAAAGGUGGAGCGUUCAUCAACUACUAUAUGUACCAUGGAGGAACAAAUUUUGGCCGAACUGCUGGUGGUCCAUUCAUUGCUACUACCUAUGACUAUGAUGCUCCCCUCGAUGAAUACGGAUUAUUGAGGCAACCCAAAUGGGGCCAUCUAAAAGAUUUGCACAGAGCGAUAAAGCUUUGUGAACCAGCUUUAGUAUCUGGCAAUCCUACUGUGACGAAACUUGGGAACUAUGAAGAGGCUCAUGUAUUCAGAUCAAGGUCCGGGGCAUGUGCUGCAUUCCUUACGAAUUACCAUUCAAAUGCUUUUGCAAAAGUUUCUUGGGGGAAUAUGCAUUAUAACCUUCCUCCUUGGUCCAUCAGCAUAUUACCUGACUGCAAGAACACUGUAUAUAACACCGCUAGGGUUGGUGCGCAGAGUGCACGGAUGAAGAUGACUCCUGUUCCUAUUCAUGGAGGCUUCUCUUGGCAGGCAUACAAUGAAGAGCCCGCUGGAUACGAAGACAAUUCAUUUACAAUGGCCGGGUUGUUAGAGCAGAUAAAUACUACAAGAGAUAACUCUGAUUAUCUGUGGUACAUGACAGAUGUAAACAUUAAUUCCAAGGAAGGGUUCUUAAGAAGCGGUAAAUAUCCAACUCUUACUGUCCAAUCAGCUGGUCAUGCCUUGCAUGUUUUUGUCAACGGCCAACCCUCAGGAACUGCAUAUGGAAGUCUGGAAUUUCCGAAACUUACUUUCAACCAAGGUGUCAAGCUGAGAGCUGGUACAAAUAGAAUUGCGUUGUUAAGUAUUGCCGUUGGGCUACCGAAUGUAGGUCCGCAUUUUGAGAGAUAUAAUGCGGGUGUCCUUGGUCCUGUUACAUUGUACGGUCUUGACGAAGGGAAGAGGGACUUGUCAUGGCAGAAAUGGUCUUAUAAGGUCGGUCUUAAAGGAGAAGCCUUGAGCCUUCAUUCUCUCACUGGGAGUUCCUCAGUUGAAUGGGCUGAGGGAUCUUUAGUGGCACGGAAGCAGCCACUGACAUGGUACAAAACUAUUUUCAGUGCUCCCGCUGGUAAUGCUCCACUAGCUCUGGAUAUGAAUAGCAUGGGCAAAGGUCAAAUUUGGAUUAAUGGACAGAGCAUUGGGCGGUACUGGCCUGCGUAUAAAGCAUCCGGUAAUUGUGGCGGUUGUAACUAUGCGGGGACCUACGGCGAGAAGAAAUGUCUAAGCAAUUGUGGUGAAGCUUCACAGAGAUGGUAUCAUGUUCCUCAUUCGUGGCUAAAUCCAACGGGGAACUUGUUAGUUGUUUUUGAAGAAUGGGGCGGGGACCCGAAUGGAAUUUCCUUGGUUAGGAGAGAUGUUGAUAGCGUGUGUGCUGAUAUUUACGAGUGGCAGCCAACUCUUAUGAACUAUCAAAUGCAAGCAUCUGGAAAAGUCAACAAGCCGCUGAGGCCUAAAGCCCAUUUAUCGUGCUCACCGGGACACAAAAUCUCAUCAAUCAAGUUUGCCAGCUUUGGAACACCAGAAGGCGUUUGUGGAAGCUUCCGCGAGGGAAGUUGCCAUGCCUUCCACUCGUAUGAUGUAUUCCAAAAUACUUGUGUCGGACAAAACUCGUGCACAGUUCCUGUCACUCCUGAGAUAUUCGGCGGAGAUCCGUGCCCGAGCAUCAUGAAGAAACUGUCUGUCGAGGCAAUUUGUUCCUGAU